This is a messenger RNA of Cololabis saira (Pacific saury), 2405 nucleotides long. Its product is annotated as GTPase IMAP family member 4-like. The record is from RefSeq and is a predicted model, not a curated record. Gene Ontology annotation, molecular function: GTP binding. Bases 397 to 1458 code for a protein of 353 amino acids. NCBI's taxonomy places the organism in Eukaryota, Metazoa, Chordata, Actinopteri, Beloniformes, Belonidae. The transcript has 6 exons.
GUGCCCUGUGAGGCCUGGCAUUAUCUGCAUACUUGGACUUUCUCACCUCAUUGUUUUGCAAGAUGAAAUAGAAGCGGUUUUCCUGCUGAGGGCAGGCCAGGGCAGGCAAAUGUAUCAGCCGCAGCAGGAAGAAGGAUCACACGAGACUUUGACCACGUGCUGUUUGCGUCAGUUUGGUAGUGAUUGAAUUAAAAGUAGCAGGACUUCCCCGCAGAGGUUACUUGGACCUCAUCAGGUAAUGACUCGCUGAAUACUUUGCCAGUGAUAGAGUAAAGAUUUAUUGUUUCCUUAACUCUUGCUUGGACGUUUUGCUACAUAUUGAACAUUUACUUGUGAAGAAAUCCUUUCCUGUUGCUUUAACUUUCUGGUUUAAAGUAUGACGUUACCGACUUUGUAAUGGUGUUUUUGAACAGAGAAAUGGAGUGUCAGUGUGAACACGAGAACGCUGGGGAUGCUGCUCCGGAUUGGUGGUUGAGCAGCAACAACGCGCAGAUGGGAGCGUUUGCCGUGGUGGGGUAUUUCCUCUACAGAUUCUCUCAGACUCUCCCAGCUCUGGUCCGGUGGCCCAUUCGUGUCUUCUGCUCUCUGACUGGUCUGUCGGCUCUGUGGGGCUGGGUGAGCCACCUCGUCAGGACCCUCCGCGGAAUCCAACGCCUGAUGAAAUGGCUGUCUCGGAUUUGGCGUUUUUUUGCCCGGUCCAUAGCAGGAUUUUCGGAGUCUCAGAGAGAUCCGACGAGUGGCAGUGCUCCGAACCUAACAGGGGAACCUUCCAGCACCUCCAACAAACCGGGCCUGAGGUUGAUCCUCCUGGGGCCUGCAGGCGGAGGACGGACCUCUCUAGCAGACUCUCUGUUGGGCAGUAGAGAGGUGAGGGCAUCUGUGGAUGCUCUAAUGGUGAGCACUAGACGGAGGGGAGUCAUGGACGGACGGGAGCUUACACUGAUUGACACCCCAGAUGUUUUGGGAACAUCACUGGAAAACGACAGAAGAGCCAGGGAAGCUCUCAGAAGUCUGCAGCUCACGAGUCCUGGCCCACACGCCUUUCUGCUGGUGAUCCGGGCUGCCGGCUCCAGCGUGGGAAGUGAUGCCGUCCAAGCCGUCCAAGCCACCAUGAAGCUGUUCGGAGAGGGGGUUACAGGACACAUCAUCCCAGUGCUAACUCAUGUAGACCGCCUGGGUGGGAAGCAGACUGUGGAUGAGCUGAUGGAGUCCGAUGCAGGGAGUCUGAAAAGGGCCGUAUCCAUGUGUGGCCAGACACCAGUGCUCGUGGAAGAGGGGCCAGACCUCCCGCCACAGGCGCAGAGCGUGUUGCGCAGGCAUCUGGUGGGGCGUGUGAUGGAGAUGAAAGAGCUCCAGGGGCUUUUUGUCCAUGAGCUGCAGAGGAGGGAGGACCACCUCCAGGAGGAACUGCUGGCUGACAUGUCCUCUACACUGGCCGGAAAACUGGGACACGUUUGAAUAAGGGGGAAGAAAUAGGUGAUCUUUGUGUUUUCAUGAGUCUCUGUAAAAGAAAUGCUGGGUGGGAUCAAAAUAUGGUUUAGGAUGAAUUGAGAGAAGUGAUUGUCAAGGAGGUAUUUUUGUCGGUUUACAACUGUGUAGAUAUAUAUGCCACAGGUUGCCGUACAGUUUUCAACAUGCUGCAGAUACUUUGGUUGGGUAUUGUUGUUGUUCAAUGUACUUUUAUUCCUUUUUGUGCUCCUAUAACUUGUGGUUCUGCAGCAUGCAUCUCUGCCUUGCCCUCCCACAGAGUUCACCACAGACUUCAUUAUUUAUAGGCUUUAAAACUUUAAAGAUGACCAGAGAAAGCGAACUAAAUUUAUAUAGGGACUUGAGUUCAGUCGUGCCGCUCAGAUUAUUGUGUUUAUUCCAAUGUCUCAGGAAUAGCCUAUAAAUGGUUCAAGAAUAGUAUAUUGAACACAAAUUUAAUCUUAUCUGUUUCAUGUAGAUGGAAUUAUCUUUAAUAAUAAACUAGCUUCAUUGGCUGGCCCCAAACAUGUAUAAUAACAUUAUUAUGGAUAUAACAGUAUGUGGAGCUCGGAGGUGCAGGAUUACGUGGAGCUGUCGGCUGUCAAGUCUCCUUUUACCUUUAAGUUAUCAAAAUCAAAACACACAGAUUUUUCAUCCCUUCACACUAUCAAACAGUGGGGCCAUUAAUACCGUCUCUGAAAAUGUGGUUUAAAAUGACAACAUGAACACCAUUCAUUUGAUGUUAAAAACAAAACUGAUAGAACUUUAGGUUUUUGUGAUUAAUCUGAUUGCAAAAAAUCUGAUUAUUUAUUUCUCGGACGUACAUAGAGUAAAUAGGACUUGUUUGGAGUCACUUUUCCAGUUGCCUUAUGAGUAAAAGAAAGAGCUACUGUUUUAUUUAUAUAUUAAAAUGUUGAAAUGUGUAUUGCGAUGUGUUG